This is a messenger RNA of Ambispora leptoticha, 2574 nucleotides long. NCBI's taxonomy places the organism in Eukaryota, Fungi, Glomeromycota, Glomeromycetes, Archaeosporales, Ambisporaceae. The record is from the annotation of a GenBank genome assembly.
AUGGAGGAACAACAAGCACAAAUUCAGUUAAAGCAGGAGGAGGAUAAUAACAAAUACCUUCAUAGUAACCAAGAUACAGACUCUACUCAACAUCUCGAUGACCAAGAUGCCAGACCCUCACAGAUACGGAGACAAGACUCACCUACUCAUGUGUAUAGUACUAUCGCUACAGAUACUCCACCGCCCGAGGACGAAAAUGUACGUGUGUUUGUUGGAAGUCUUGCCUGGGAGGUUAACGAUAAUGAUCUGAAACGAAGAUUCUCCGAGUUUGGGGAAGUCAGGGAAGCUGUGGUGGUUCGAGACAAAUCAAAUGGCAAUAAAGGCUAUGGAUUUGUGACUUAUUAUGAUGCGGAAUCUGCCACAAAGGCAGUCAAUGGAAUGGUAAAUGAAAGUAUUGGUGGUCGUUCUGUUCGUAUCGAAUUUGCAGAGGUGAGAUAUAGACCUAGACACAGAGAUAGUGAUUCUUGGAGCUCAAGUCAACAUCGUGAAUUAACAUCACCUACUCGACAUCGAAGUAUUGAUGAUAACCUGGAAAGAGAAGCUGCUACUAGACUACAGAAUAGUAAUGAAGAUGAUCAUGCUGCUCUUAUAUCAAGACAUCAAGGAGGAGACGAACAUGUUCAAGAAUCAUCGUCUUCAAUAAGGGAUCGAAGCAGCGAAAAGGAACAUUCUCGUACUUCAUCGACUUAUAAUAAUAAUAAUAGUAGAAGUCGAAACUAUAUCGAGGAUAAUCAUAAUCGUGAACUAUCUUUAAAGUAUAGAGGAGGUUUGGAUGAUCGUGAAUAUGACCGUGAUCGUUAUUUCUCUUCUAAUGAGUAUACACGUGAACGUUAUUACAUGCGAGAGCGUGUUCAUCAUGUUUCAGGAGGAUCAUAUUCUGUCAGGGAACGUCAUACUGAAAAUGAACGUGAGGAAUUUUUGAAUAAUCAAGAGCGAGCCCAUGAAUUUGAGCAUAUUCGAAAUAGUAGAGAGGUCAUAAGUACGGAUAAGCUUGCACGUGAUGAAUAUGUCGGAGAUCAUAUUGGUAUAAAGGAUUAUCCGAGUGAUUAUGCCCAAAGAGGAUCAUCUGCGCAUGACAACAGGAAUACUGAUGGUCGAGAUAAUAAGAGCAAAGAGCAAGGGUCUCGUAUUGAGCAACUUAAUGAAUCUGCAGGCCAAAUAGCAGCUGAACUCGUUGGUCGUCCUGAAGAAGGUACAGAGAAAUUCAUAGAAGCAAAAGGGGAGAAUCAAAUUCAUGAUAAAAAGAACGAGCAACUGAUGCUAACUAAUUCUGAUUCAGUUGCAACGCUAAAUUACAAUGAUUCAGUUUCCCAACAGCAGCAGCACCCGCAUAAGCUAUCUGAAAAUCGUAAUGAUAAUGAAUUAUCGACUUCAUGGUAUUCUUCAAAAAAAUUUCGUUUCAGCAGGGAUUCCCAUUCAGAUCAUCGAGGAGAAUUUAAUUAUUUUCGAGGACGUGGGCGAGAUCAAAGAAUCAUUGAAUUUGAAGAACGUGUUUCUGUUCCAUAUCAUGAACAUCCUAAACAACAUGCAUUUAUUCGUCCUCCUUAUUAUGAUUAUGGAAGACAGAACGAAAGAAGACGCGUUUCUCACAUAGAUUUCCCCAGAAUUACCGAGUAUAAAGCAAGAGAAGCUAUCGAGAGAGAACGUUCCCGUGACCAUGAUCUACGUGAGAGAGAAAGAUAUCAUCGAGAUUAUGAAGUGGAUUAUCACCGUGCUUCUCCAAUUGCUAAUAAUAAUGUAGCGUAUAGGGAUUCUGCUAGUAAACGUGUUCCUUAUGAUUACUAUUAUUCUUCUUCAGUGAUGUCUCGUACCGUGAGGAGAUCAAUUUCACCUCGUCGUUCUAAUAAUGUGCGCAGAUCUUUAUCACCUCGUGGAAAUAAUUAUCCUUUGCGUAGGUCAUUGUCGCCUAGGCGACCGUUGCCACUGCCGUCUCCUUAUAACAAAGGUAGAUAUAACAAAUAUGAAGGAUCUGGGACGCGAAAUAAUAAUAAUCACUAUUAUCAAGAGUCUCGCCGUGAGCAGGAUUAUGAUCCUAUCUAUCGAUCAUCUAAUAAUUAUCGUAACAAUAGUCAUAAUCGAUUCUUACAUACUAAUACAUCGAUAAAUCCCAACAACACAUCUCAAUCGAAAACGGUGCCUGAUAGAGAAAGAAUACCGUUAGAUACUAAUGAAAGCACCAUAGAAUCUGAAAAUUACAAGCCCAAUAUUAAUGUGCAAGAUGAGAGGUCUAAUGAUAACAGGCACUGGGAUUCAAAGAUUACAGACACUCAUGCAGAGCCUAGUAUUGGAAGCACUAGUACAGUUGUUGCCAGUAUAAGUGGUACUCCUGCUGUUCCUCCAUAUGAGCUAAAUACAGAAAAAGCACAUGAACCUACUUCUAAUUCUGGGCACCAAGAUUCGCGAUAUUGGAAUGAUGUCAAAAAAGAAGUUAAUGAUUCGAACUACAAAGCAUUGAACGAGGGCAUCGUGAAGGUGGUGGUGGUGUCAACUCCGAACUCGAAUAUAAAUUCGGGGCUCAUAAACAAACUGGAUAUGAACGGGAAAGACAUGACAGAAACUGGGAAAUGGAUUUAG